This is a messenger RNA of Zootoca vivipara (common lizard), 1212 nucleotides long. RefSeq names its product phosphopantothenoylcysteine synthetase (gene PPCS). The record is from RefSeq and is a predicted model, not a curated record. Lineage: Eukaryota; Metazoa; Chordata; Lepidosauria; Squamata; Lacertidae.
GAAGUAGCGUAAACAGAAGCAGCUGCAACGCUCGAGUGGCCAGAGCCGCUCCUGCUGCCGACGCUGCCAUGGCCGAGCAGGUGCCUCCGGUGUCUCCCGCGGAGGUCGAGGCGGAGCGGCGCGUGCGGGCGUGGGCGGAGACGCAGCGGGCGCGGGGUCGUCACGUGGCGCUGGUGACGUCGGGCGGGACGCAGGUCCCGCUGGAGACGCGAUCCGUCCGCUUCCUAGAGAACUUCAGCAGCGGGCGGCGCGGGGCGGCCUCGGCCGAGAGGCUGGUGCGCGCCGGCUACGGUGUCUGCUUCCUCUACCGCACAAGAUCGGCUUUUCCCUGGGCACGCGCCAUGCAGCUCAGCGGGCCCACGCUCCUGGACGUUCUGCGCGUGCACGAUUGUGGCGCAGGCGGGCAGCGCGUCGUGGUCGACUGCAGCGGCAGCGCGCUGCAAAACCUCGUGCCCGCGCUGCUGGCUUACCAACGCGCCAAGGAGGAAGGCGCCCUCUUGGUCCUCGAAUUUACCGGCCUAGUGGAGUACUUGGCGCUCCUGCGCGCUGCUGCCCGGGCCCUCGCACCGCUCGGUUCUAGUGCCAUGUUUUACUUGGCAGCAGCUGUGUCUGAUUUCUACAUCCCAGCUUCAGAGAUGCCUGAGCAUAAGAUCCAGUCUGCUGAUGGACCCCUACAGAUCACAAUGAAGAUGGUGCCAAAGAUGUUAUCCCCUCUGGUUAAGGAAUGGGCUCCAGAGGCGUUUGUGAUCUCAUUCAAGCUAGAAACAAACCCUUCCAUCCUGAUUGACAAAGCAAAACAGGCACUGGAGAAAUACCGCCACCACGUGGUGGUUGCUAAUGUGCUGGACUCCCGGAGAACCUCCGUGAUUGUGGUCACCAAGGAUUUGGAGACACAGUUGUCACUUUCUGAUGACGAAGUGGCCCAAGGCAUGGAAAUCGAAGAGAAGAUUGUCAGCUAUCUUCAGUCCCAGCACAGGGCUUUUAUGGAGAAAUGACUUCUCCCGAAUAAAAGUGACUUCUUUGAUUCCUCAGAACAGAAUAGACAAAUGGUUAAGAGGUUUUUAUUACUGCUAAAUCGUGUCAAAACUUUAUUACAAUGGCGUAUAGGAUCAAAAGGGUGAAAUUCUGACAUAAUUUUGGCUAUUUUUGCACAACACACGUUUGCUGCUUGUUAGAAAUAUAUACCAUAUAAAUCUAAACAUUCCUAAGUCA